AUGUCUGUAGACCCUUACCAUGCUGUGCAACAAGAGAUCCAGAACUCUCUGCAGACCGCUGCACAGCUGCAGUCGUCAUUUCUUCGUAUAAGGAAUAUGGCGAGGGAAGAUAGUGAAGAGUUGAUGUGGGCCAGGAAUGAGUUGAAGGCCACACUCGCGACGCUAGAGGCAGACCUUGAAGAUCUGGAGGAGAGUGUCAAGAUUGUAGAGUCAACAGAUGCAAGAAUGUUCGGACUUGAUGAUGCUGAGGUUCAAAAACGGCGGAGAUAUGUGGGGCAUGUACGAAAAGAAAUAGAGACCACUAAUAAUGUCCCUUCGGAAGUCCAGAACAUGAGAGCCAACGUAUCCUCAUCCCCAUCUGCCUCGCAGCCAUCAGGGUCCGGUACGCAGCUUCACGCAAUUUCUCCUCGAGCAGGCCCUGGUUCACCAUUCUCAGAGAGAUAUGGGGACGACCACCAAUCGGAAUGGGCUCGACAAGAGCAGCAGAUUAUGCUUCAACAGCAAGACCACACGAUGGAUUCAAUAGCGGGCACGCUAAACACACUAGCACAGCAAGCGAGCUUGAUGGGCCAGGAAAUCGAAGAGCAUAACGAAAUGCUUACUGACCUUGAGGCGAACGUGGACCGGUCAGAUCAGAAGCUCAACGACGCGAUGCGACGUAUGCGAAAAUUCCUACGCGAUUCAGAAGAAAAGGGCAGCGGGUGGUGCAUCAUCAUUCUGAUGAUCGUGCUCAUGGCGCUACUGCUGGCCGUCAUUUUGGUAUAA
Messenger RNA from Psilocybe cubensis, 765 nucleotides. RefSeq lists its product as uncharacterized. Gene Ontology annotation, molecular function: SNAP receptor activity; SNARE binding. NCBI's taxonomy places the organism in Eukaryota, Fungi, Basidiomycota, Agaricomycetes, Agaricales, Agrocybaceae. The coding region runs from base 1 to 765 and encodes 254 amino acids. The record is from RefSeq and is a predicted model, not a curated record. Gene Ontology annotation, biological process: vesicle fusion; Golgi to vacuole transport; intracellular protein transport. Gene Ontology annotation, cellular component: SNARE complex; endomembrane system; membrane. The transcript has 6 exons.